UCUAAAAAUAGGCCUGCCCGCUGUGGGGUGGAUUUCAGCUGUUUUUAGGGCUGAUUUUGAAAAACAGCUCAGAGGCGAUGAUUUCUGUGUGAACACUCACUUGGGCACCACGUGCGUGUGGUGUUGGUGCCAGGUUUCCGGGAGCAGAGCGUAUUCCUGGCAAGUGCCUCUCUCCCCCACCUGCCUCUGGACUGUGGGGUCUCCUGGGCCUCCCUUUCUUCCUCUCAGGCAGGGAAGUGCUUUCUUGCCAGUAGGAGCAGAUAGAGCGAAGAUAUCUCUGAGGUAGAGUGAGGGGUAUAUUUUUUUAAAUGAGACUAAUAAAAUUUUUGAGUGGUUAUUUUCUACACAAGCAUUAAUGUAAGUAGAAAUGAAAAGGGAGAAAAUUAAUCCACAAUCCUGCCAACCUGAAUAGUCAAAAAGUUUUGAUGUUUCCAUAUUAUUUUGGGGGGCUUGGACAAAACAGAUGCCUGAUUUCUAGAUAGUUGUACCUGUAGCACGGGGAUGAGCUUAUGUGCUACUUCUCUUUAUCUGACUAUACCUAAUAAGCGUUUCCCAUGGUGCUAGAAUCUUUAUAAUUAUUUUUAAUGAGCAUGUACUAUUUUGUUGCACGGAUAUACCAUAAUUUGCUUAAUCAUUUUCAAAUGAUAAAGAAUUAGGUUCUUUCCAGUCUUUUCUCUUAGAUAUCCCUGGAGUGAAUAUGUUGGUACUUUGAUUUCUGUUUGGUUGUUUUGAGAUUUGCCUAGGAUAAAAAUCUAGUAAACAGAGUUACUGGGUCAAAAGAUACUAACAUACUUACAGUCAUACAUAUGCUGCAUAACAAGGUUUCGGUCAACAGUGGACCACAUAUAAAUAAGACGGUGGCCCCCUAGGAUAGAAUGGAGCUGAGUUUCUGUGCUUUGGGCGGAAUUUUUCCUUUCCCUGAAAGGGCAAUAUCUGUAGGGUUUGCAGAAGGUUCCCUCUCACUCACGGCACCUCAGUUGUGAGUACAGAGAUUACAUCCCAGUCCGUCGGCUACUGACCUGUAUCCGUGCCGAGGACCGUCCCCCCAGCACUGCAUAUUCAGCCUCCCAGGCCUGGCUGGUGGGGUUCAGAGCACACUGCUGCACAUUCUUUGCUGAGGACCCAAGAUCCUCUGCACAGGCCCACAGGAGCCACCUUACCGAGUAUCAGUGCCACUGCUGCUUCCGUGAAGGCUUCUGUGGUGUGGCACCAGCCUGUCACUGUCCUUGGGAAAUAUGUUCAGGUUGUAAUGGUGUAAAGCACAGAUCAGUUUCUUCGAUUCAAUGCUAGAAAGAGCCCUCUGUGCUACAUAGAGUCAGUGGAGCCAAAAACAUUUCCAAACUUCGAGUCCUCAGUUCUACACUCUCCAUGUUAAUACCCUCUUUUUUAAAAAAAUAAAUAAGUACCACAAAGUUUCUUAGUCUGACACUGCUUCAUCAGUAGCACAUACCUAUAUACUGAUGAAGGGCAAAUUCACUUCGCUGUUUAUUUGUACUGAGGGAGAAAAGCCAGCAAAAUCUCUGCUUUAAGGAAGACUUUGUGGAGAAGAUCACAUUUCAGGGCCUCUUAAGGUCCUGGGAGCCAUGUGGCCUGACCGGGCAGGAAGGAGCUUAUGGACCUAGGGAUGCUUCAGAGCCGGCCUCCGGGAGGGCUGUUGGCCCGCCACUGUGCUGUUGAACAGUAUGCAGUCCUUUCGGGAGCAAAGCAGUUACCACGGAAACCAGCAGAGCUACCCACAGGAGGUACACGGCUCCUCCCGGCUAGAAGAGUUCAGCCCUCGCCAGGCCCAGAUGUUCCAGAAUUUUGGGGGCGCAGGUGGUAGCAGUGGCAGCAGUGGCAGCAGCAGUGGUGGUGGGCGGCGAGGGACAGCAGCGGCUGCAGCAGCAAUGGCUAGUGAGACCUCUGGCCAUCAAGGCUACCAGGGUUUCAGGAAAGAGGCUGGAGACUUCUACUACAUGGCAGGCAACAAAGACCCCGUGGCGGCGGGCACCCCGCAGCCUCCUCAGCGAAGGCCUUCUGGGCCUGUGCAAAGCUAUGGACCCCCCCAGGGGAGCAGCUUUGGCAAUCAGUAUGGGAGUGAGGGUCAUGUGGGCCAGUUUCAAGCACAGCACUCUGGCCUUGGUGGCGUGUCUCAUUAUCAGCAGGACUACACGGGGCCUUUCUCUCCAGGGAGUGCUCAGUACCAGCAGCAGGCAUCCAGCCAGCAGCAGCAGCAGCAAGUCCAGCAGCUGAGACAACAGCUUUACCAGUCCCAUCAGCCUCUGCCACAAGCCACUGGCCAGCCAGCGUCAGGCUCGUCCCACCUGCAGCCGAUGCAGAGGCCCUCCACGCUGCCAUCUGCCGCUGGCUACCAGCUACGAGUGGGUCAGUUUGGCCAGCACUACCAAUCUUCUGCCGCCUCCUCCUCCUCCUCCUCCUCCUUCCCGUCACCACAACGUUUCAGCCAGUCUGGGCAGAGCUAUGACGGCAGUUACAGUGUGAAUGCUGGAUCCCAGUAUGAAGGGCAUAAUGUGGGUUCUAACGCACAGGCUUAUGGUUCACAAUCAAAUUACAGCUAUCAGCCUCAAUCUAUGAAAAAUUUUGAACAAGCGAAGAUUCCACAAGGAACCCAGCAGGGGCAGCAGCAGCAGCCACAGCAGCAGCAGGCACAGCAGCAGCCUCAGCAGCAGCAGCCUCAGCAGCAGCAGCCUCAGCAGCAGCACGCUCCACAGCACGUGAUGCAGUUCUCCAACGCUGCCACCAAGCUGCCCUUGCAGAGCCAAGUGGGGCAGUACAACCAGCCCGAGGUUCCUGUGAGAUCCCCCAUGCAGUUCCACCAGAACUUCAGCCCCAUUUCUAACCCUUCCCCAGCUGCCUCUGUGGUUCAGUCUCCAAGCUGUAGCUCGACCCCAUCCCCUCUUAUGCAGAGUGGGGAGAAUCUCCAGUGCGGCCAAGGCAGUGUGCCCAUGGGUUCUAGAAACAGAAUCCUGCAGUUAAUGCCUCAGCUCAGCCCAACCCCAUCGAUGAUGCCCAGCCCUAAUUCUCAUGCCGCCGGCUUCAAAGGGUUUGGACUAGAAGGCGUGCCAGAAAAGCGCCUGACAGACCCUGGGUUGAGUAGUUUGAGUGCCCUGAGUACUCAAGUGGCCAAUCUUCCUAAUACUGUCCAGCACAUGCUACUUUCUGAUGCCCUGACACCUCAGAAGAAGACCUCCAAGAGGCCCUCCUCUUCCAAGAAAGCAGACAGCUGCACAAACUCUGAAGGCUCCUCCCAGCCUGAAGAACAGCUGAAGUCCCCCAUGGCAGAGUCACUGGAUGGAGGCUGCUCCAGCAGUUCUGAGGAUCAAGGCGAGAGAGUCAGGCAGCUGAGUGGCCAGAGCACUAGCUCUGACACCACCUAUAAGGGUGGAGCCUCAGAGAAAGCCGGCUCCUCCCCAGCACAAGGCGCUCAGAAUGAAGCCCCCAGACUCAGCGCCAGUCCUGCAGCCAGAGAAGAGGCGGCCUCGCCAGGUGCUAAGGACACGCCAUCAUCAUCCGAGGGCAACCCAAAAGUCAAUGAGAAGACCAUUGGGGUGAUUGUCUCCCGGGAAGCCAUGACGACUCGGGCAGAAAAGCCUGGUGGGCAAGAUAAAGGCUCUCAAGAGGAUGAUCCCACAGCCACUCAAAGGCCACCCAGCACAGGUGGGCCCAAGGAAAUCAGUCAUGCAUCAGUUUCACAGCCAGAGCCUCCAGGAGGAGGGGGCAAAGGAAACAAGAGUGGCGAUAACCCCAACCACAAUGGAGAGGGCAAUGGCCAGAGCGGGCACCCCACAGUAGGCCCUGGCUUCAUAGGCAGAACUGAGCCUAGCAAAUCUCCCGGAAGCUUGCGCUAUAGUUACAAAGACAGCUUUGGGUCAGCCAUGCCAAGAAGUGUCGGUGGCUUUCCUCAGUAUCCUACAGGACAAGAUAAGGGAGAUUUCACUGGCCAUGGGGAGCGGAAGGGUAGAAAUGAGAAGUUCCCCAGCCUCCUGCAGGAAGUGCUUCAGGGUUACCACCACCACCCUGACAGGAGAUACUCUAGGAGUACUCAGGAGCAUCAGGGCAUGGCUGGUGGUCUAGAAGGAACCUCGAGGCCUAAUGUCUUAAUUAGUCAAACCAAUGAAUUAGCUAGCAGGGGCCUUUUGAACAAAAGCAUUGGGUCCCUAUUAGAAAACCCCCACUGGGGUCCCUGGGAGAGGAAAUCAGGCAGCUCAGCUCCAGAAAUGAAACAGAUCAAUUUGGCUGACUAUCCAAUUCCCAGAAAGUUUGAAAUAGAGCCUCAGUCAUCAGCCCAUGAGCCCGGGGGUUCCCUCUCCGAAAGAAGAUCAGUGAUCUGUGACAUUUCUCCACUAAGACAGAUUGUCAGGGACCCGGGGGCUCACUCACUGGGUCACAUGGGUGCUGACACCAGACUUGGGAGGAAUGAACGUCUCAAUCCAAGUUUAAGUCAGUCGGUCAUUCUUCCAGGUGGUUUGGUGUCCAUGGAAACAAAACUAAAAUCCCAGAGCGGGCAGAUAAAAGAGGAAGACUUUGAGCAAUCCAAAUCCCAAGCUAGUUUCAACAACAAGAAAUCUGGAGACCACUGCCAUCCUGCUAGCAUCAAGCACGAGUCUUACCGAGGCAAUGCCAGCCCUGGAGCUGCCACCCAUGACUCCAUCUCAGACUAUGGCCCUCAAGACAGCAGACCCACGCCCAUGCGGCGGGUCGCUGGAAGAAUGGGUGGUCGGGAGGGCAUGAGGGGUCGGUCCCCUUCUCAGUAUCAUGACUUUUCAGAAAAACUGAAGAUGUCUCCCGGGAGGAGCAGGGGCCCAGGGGGAGACCCUCAUCACAUGAACCCACAUAUGACCUUUACAGAGAGGGCCAACCGGAGUUCAUUACAUGCUCCCUUUUCUCCCAACUCAGAAAGCCUGGCCUCUGCGUAUCACACAAACACGCGGGCUCAUGCUUAUGGGGAUCCCAGUGCAGGUUUGAAUUCUCAGCUCCAUUACAAGAGGCAGAUGUACCAACAGCAACAAGAGGAAUAUAAGGACUGGAGCAGCAGCUCUGCUCAGGGAGUGAUCGCCGCGGCCCAGCACAGGCAGGAGGGGGCCCGGAAGAGCCCAAGGCAGCAGCAGUUCCUGGACAGAGUGCGGAGCCCUCUGAAAAAUGACAAAGAUGGUAUGAUGUAUGGCCCACCGAUGGGGACUUACCAUGACCCCAGCGGUCAGGAAGGGCGCUGCCUCAUGUCUAGUGAUGGUCUGUCUAACAAAGGCAUCGAAUUGAAGCAUGGCUCCCAGAAGUUACAGCAAGAAUCUUGUUGGGAUCUUUCUCGGCAGACUUCUCCAGCCAAAAGCAGCUGCCCUCCAGGAAUGUCCAAUCAAAAAAGAUAUGGACCACCCCAUGAGACUGAUGGGCAUGGACUGGCUGAGUCUACACAGUCAUCCAAACCUAGCAAUGUUAUGCUGAGGCUUCCAGGGCAAGAGGAUCAUUCUUCUCAAAACCCCCUCAUCAUGAGGAGGCGUGUCCGUUCUUUUAUCUCUCCCAUUCCCAGUAAAAGACAGACACAAGACUCGAAAAACAGCAACAUUGAAGAUAGAGGACGCCUCCUUCACCCCUCAAAAGAAGGCGCCGAUAAAGCGUUCAAUUCCUAUGCCCAUCUUUCUCACAGCCAGGACUUCAAGUCCAUUCCCAAGAGAGAAUCCGCCAAGGACCUCACAAGUUCAGACAAUAGAAACUGCCCUCCUGUUACCCUCACAAGUCCUGCUAAGACCAAAAUCCUGCCCCCACGCAAAGGACGGGGACUGAAAUUGGAAGCUAUAGUUCAGAAGAUCACUUCCCCAAAUAUUAGGAGAAGUGCGUCCUCGAACAGUGCAGAGGCUGGGGGAGACACAGUCACUUUGGAUGACAUACUGUCUUUGAAGAGCGGCCCUCCUGAAGGUGGGCGUGAUGCUGCUCAGGAGGCCGAGAUGGAGAAGAGAAAGGGUGAGGUGGACCUGGUCUGUCCAACAAACAAGGAGCUGAACAUAGAAAAGCCUCUUGCAAGGUCUUCAGAGGAGUGGCGUGGCAGUGGGGACGACAAGAUGAAGACUGAGACACACCCAGAUACGGUCACUGCUGGAAAGGAACCCCCUGGUGCCAUGACAUCCGCAACCUCACAGAAACCUGGGAGUAACCAAGGGAGACCAGAUGGUUCCCUGGGUGGGGCAGCGCCUUUAAUCUUUCCUGACUCAAAGAAUGUACCUGCAGCUGGCGGACUGGCCCCUGAGACAAAUCCGAAGGCUGAAGAGAAGGAGACCGAUGCAGUGACGAUUUCCCCCAAACCAGAGGGUUUCCCCCCAAAGGGGUACUUCCCUUCAGGAAAGAAGAAGGGGAGACCCAUUGGUAGUGUGAAUAAGCAAAAGAAACAGCAGCAGCCACCACCUCCACCCCCUCAGCCCCCCCAGAUACCAGAAGGUUCUGCAGAUGGAGAGCCAAAGCCAAAAAAGCAGAGACAAAGGAGGGAGAGAAGGAAGCCUGGGGCACAGCCAAGGAAGCGGAAAACCAAACAAGCAGUUCCCAUCGUAGAACCCCAAGAACCUGAGAUCAAACUAAAGUAUGCCACCCAGCCACUGGACAAAAGUGAUGCCAAGAACAAGUCUUUUUUCCCUUAUAUUCAUGUAGUAAAUAAGUGUGAACUUGGAGCCGUUUGUACAAUCAUCAAUGCUGAAGAAGAAGAACAGACCAAAUUGGUGAGGGGUCGGAAGGGGCAGAGGUCUCUGACCCCGCCACCCAGCAGCACUGAGAGCAAGGCGCUCCCAGCCUCGUCCUUCAUGCUGCAGGGACCUGUGGUGACUGAGUCUUCUGUGAUGGGCCACCUGGUUUGCUGUCUGUGCGGCAAGUGGGCCAGUUACCGGAACAUGGGUGACCUCUUUGGACCCUUUUAUCCCCAAGAUUAUGCAGCCACUCUCCCGAAAAACCCACCUCCUAAGAGGGCCACGGAAAUGCAGAGCAAAGUUAAGGUACGGCACAAAAGCGCUUCCAACGGCUCCAAGACGGACACUGAGGAGGAGGAGGAGCAGCAGCAGCAGAAGGAGCAGAGGAGCCUGGCCGCCCACCCCAGGUUUAAGCGGCGGCACCGCUCGGAAGACUGUGGUGGAGGCCCUCGGUCCCUGGCCCGGGGGCUUCCCUGUAAAAAAGCAACCACAGAGGGCGGCAGCGAAAAGACUGUUUUGGACUCAAAGCCCUCUGUGCCCACCACUUCAGAAGGUGGCCCUGAGCUGGAGUUACAAAUCCCUGAACUACCUCUUGACAGCAAUGAAUUUUGGGUCCAUGAGGGCUGCAUUCUCUGGGCCAAUGGAAUCUACCUGGUCUGCGGCAGGCUCUAUGGCCUGCAGGAAGCGCUGGAAAUAGCCAGAGAGAUGAAAUGCUCCCACUGCCAGGAGGCAGGCGCCACCUUGGGCUGCUACAACAAAGGCUGCUCCUUCCGCUACCAUUACCCGUGUGCCAUUGACGCAGAUUGUUUGCUACAUGAGGAGAACUUCUCGGUGAGGUGCCCCAAGCACAAGCCUCCCCUCCCAUGCCCUCUCCCCGCCUUGCAGAACAAGACAGCGAAAGGCAGCCUCAGCACAGAGCAGUCGGAGCGGGGGUGAGGGGGGCAUGUGUCGUGGGAAUGGAAAGUACAGCAAGCACAGGUGAGACUGUGGAGAUGAGGAGGAGACACUCGUGAUGGAUGGAAAUGGUCCUACUGUGCAGCCACACCCCGCCCCGCCCCGCUGUGCCCACCCGCCUGCCAGCACCUCCUCCCAAGUCCUUACAUCACACUCAACCGUGACACCACAGGAAAGAAAGACCCAAGAAGUCAGAAUGGCUGUUUCCAUGGACACAAUCUCCAUAGUGACAAUGCGGGGGGA
Messenger RNA from Myotis myotis, 7862 nucleotides. RefSeq names its product transcription factor 20 (gene TCF20). The record is from RefSeq and is a predicted model, not a curated record. The coding region runs from base 1683 to 7601 and encodes 1972 amino acids. NCBI's taxonomy places the organism in Eukaryota, Metazoa, Chordata, Mammalia, Chiroptera, Vespertilionidae. Gene Ontology annotation, cellular component: nucleus. Gene Ontology annotation, biological process: regulation of transcription by RNA polymerase II. The transcript has 6 exons.